GGUGGCGCAAUGUUAUGGGGUUUGGUUUCGCUUUCCCUCAGGCUGAGCCCAGGAGUCAUUAGGAGCCAUGGCUGAGUUCCUUAAUGGCGGGAGCGCCGGCUCUUCUCCUGAGAAGCCAGUGGGCCGAAGAGACGGCGGCAGACAGAGCAGAAACCAGUGUAUUACUGACUUCUUUAAACCAGCUGUAAAACAAGACAGAACUGUGUUGUGUUCACCAGAAAAAAGAAAUGGGAAAGGUGGCCUUUCAGUCAUGUGUACAGAGCACCUUAGAACAAACAUGUACUCUCCAAAGCAAAAGAGAAGAAGAAAAUUCCCAACACCUCCGCCAAACAGGAGCCCUAUAAUUGAGGCCCUUUUCAAAGGUGCAAAGUUAGAGAAAAAGGACAAUCCAGACAAUGAUGUUUGUAUUCCAACAAAGGCUACACAUCCAAGCUUUGUUGUACGGAAACUCUUUGCAUUGGAUGGCUCUUCUGAUCAUUCUUUAAUAUUAGAAGAUUACACUUGCACAGAAAACAUUGAAAAGAAGGGUAAAUGCCCUAUUCAAACAAGAUCACCAUUAGUAGAAAAUGGUAGAGAAUGUAAAAUGGACUGUAUGGAUCUGGAAUUGACUGGCUCAGACUUGAGCAAAUGGGGUUCCACCUCAGAAAAUGACAGUUUGAACAAAGAGAGUGUUGCAUCUUGCUACAAGCAAACAGUGUGUUCCAAGGCGCUGCAACCUGGUUCAGAUAGUCCUUGUUCUCAGUUAUCAUUAGAAACUCAUUGCAGAAAGAGACAAGUAAAGGAGAAAAGGAAGCAGUCUAAGCAGCAAUCUUUUGAUUCUGGAAAGAAAGACUUAGGAAGUACCUUUCCUAAUCAGGACACAAGAAAUAUCUUGAAAGAAAGAUCUUGUUUGACUUCGCAGGAAUCUUUCUCAGAUGAAUCCUCAUCAGUACAAGUUUCAAAAGCUGCAUUUUGUUCAAGGUGGACCUCUGAUAAAACUGUCAAUAGAGGAAAAAGCCAGCCAUGCCCGUUAGUAUAUACUAACUCUACAACUUUAUCAAGAAUAUCCAAACAUAAGGAGUGUCCUGAAAAACAGAAAAGGAUCUCUUUAGAAGCAGAACAGACUGGGAACAACACUUUUCUUUUGUGUUCAAAAAACACUGACCAGGUUGUAUCAUCUUUAUCAGAAAAAUGGCAGCAUGUCGCUGCCCAUGAAUCUUCAUCUGACUUGCAUAAAUUGAACAAUAAAGGUUCUGGCUUAAAGGCUUGUACAAUGAGUAGAAAACAAAGUGUUUUUAGUAGUGAAGAAGAAAUCUCUGACAGCAGUGAUGAAGAGCUACUGCCACUUGAGAAAAUAUUGGCUCAGAGUUCCACAUCAUCUGGAAAAAACCCAGGACAAAUAAAUGAUGAGGAUAUUAUAACAGACACUGUGAAUCUAUCACAUAGUGUUUCUGUUUCCUAUAUUAACCAAAUGGACCAUCUCUUGAAGGAGAAAGAAGAAUUCAGUAGGAUAAAUGAACUAGAGCAACAAGGAAUUAAAUGGGAAACUGAAAUAGAAUUUCUUCUUGAAGAACAAUCUAAUGAUGGUGAAUUAACUGCUGAACACAGAGAAUUUUUAGAGAAAUAUUCAGUAAUUGAUGGUAUUCCUGACCAGCAUCCAGGAGAAAAUAUUUUUCAGAUUGUAUAUGCUGGGAAAAUCUUCCAUCAAUAUAACCUUGAUUUGCGGAACUUUGGAUUUCAUCCCCAAAAUCCUAUUGAAAAAUAUAUUUUGGGAUCAGAGAUUACACAGCAGCUUUUUGUAGUCACUGAAGGGUUACUGGUAUCUGCUUAUCAUACUUUUCCUUGCCCUGCUGCAAUUCUAAAGUGGAUGUUUCAGAUGAUGUCAGUUCAUCCAGAUUGCUCGGUUUCAAGAAAAGUUUUACAUACAUUGAUGACACUAACAAUUCAAAAUUCUUCCACUGGCAGUGAUGAACCUAGACUGUGGAUUCCAUCACUAUUUGACAUAGCAGUUGUGCUGAUGAACUUGGGUGUUCCAUUCAGUGUGCUAUUUCCACUACAGAAUUUUCAACCUAGCUUUACUGAAGAUGAUAUUAGGUCUGAAAUUCCUGAACCAGCGAGGCAACAGCCAAGUGGAAAUAUUUUUGGAGACUCUUUUCCUUUCUUUUUUCUAAUAGAAACCAAUCUUUGCAAUAUUGCUAAGUUUCUGCGACUAUGUAUAAGCAUAUGUGGGGAAGGUUACACACAAAAAGAAAUAUUUAUGUUACUAUUGCUGCUGUUUAAACUGAGUUUGGAAAAGGAACUGAAACGAUUUCCACUAGUAGACCUGCAGUGCCUUAUUAUAAAACUGCUGGAAAACAUAGGGAAGUGGGAUACAAAGAUGUCUGAGUUAUGCCUGGCAAUAAAUUCCCUGUCUAGUCACCAUCAUGAUCUUUUGUGGUUGGUUCAGUUUGUCCCCGACUGGACAGCACGUGGAAGACAAGUAAGGAGACAUCUUAGCUUGGUGAUAAUCUCAAAGCUUCUUGAAAACCAUGUUGACAUACCCAGUAGUCAUGAUCAGCAGAUGUCACUUCUAUGCAAGGAGCUAGUCAUGAUGAAACCUUCAAAUUUGAUAAAGAAACACUUGGAAAUUUCAGAUGAUGGCAGUGAACUUAGUAAAGAGUCUUUUAUUUCUGAAUUGGAACCCAAGGCAUAUUAUAUGCUAUAUGUUCUUCUUCAUUUAGUCAGGGAAGCUAGCAGUUCUGAGAGCACAAACCUCAUCCAGAAAAAAUGGCUGUUGAAACUCUGUAGUACCUUGGAAAAACAUAUAAAAUGUAAUAUUAGAGAAGAUGCCAGGCUAUUGUAUAAAACUAAGGUGAGUUAUCUCUUGAGUUAUUUCUCCUCCUCUUUCCCAGACUAUGUGAAUAGGAAGGAAGUCUUGGGAUGACUCACGUACACAUACACAAAUAUGAGUAAACCUGAAAAAUGAAGGGCUUUAUUUUCAUUCUAGCAAU
Molecule: messenger RNA, 2969 nt
Organism: Sceloporus undulatus (fence lizard)
Lineage: Eukaryota; Metazoa; Chordata; Lepidosauria; Squamata; Phrynosomatidae
Gene: SLF2
Product: SMC5-SMC6 complex localization factor 2
Exons: 18
Coding region: 68-2902 (944 amino acids)
Biological process (GO): DNA damage response; positive regulation of double-strand break repair; protein localization to site of double-strand break
Cellular component (GO): site of double-strand break; nucleus
Source: RefSeq, a predicted model, not a curated record